Messenger RNA from Pseudomyrmex gracilis, 8145 nucleotides. It is a transcript of the gene cher, whose product is annotated as filamin-A. Gene Ontology annotation, biological process: actin cytoskeleton organization. The transcript is spliced from 24 exons. Gene Ontology annotation, molecular function: actin filament binding. The record is from RefSeq and is a predicted model, not a curated record. Lineage: Eukaryota; Metazoa; Arthropoda; Insecta; Hymenoptera; Formicidae. The coding region runs from base 158 to 7477 and encodes 2439 amino acids.
AACACGCGAUUCGUUGGCAGAUCGUGUCUUCUGUUUCGCAUACACACACAGAAGUAUAUACGACUAAUCAGCGGCAUACACAGAGCAGGAACUAAUACAAGGGCGUGCACCCCACCAUUCUCGUACAUGAGAGCGUAGCAGCGGACCGGCCGAUAAAAUGAAUGAGAAUGAUAAGUCAGUUAAGUGCGAGAACUCCGCCGAGGAGGAGGAGGACGAGAUGUUCGAGCGCGAGCUGGCCGAAGACGCGCAGUGGAAGCGAAUUCAGCAAAACACUUUCACGAGAUGGGCAAACGAACGGCUGAAGGCGGUAAACAAGCACAUUGGCGACUUGGAAUGCGACCUGUCCGACGGUCUACGGCUGGUGAGCCUCAUCGAGGUACUCUCGCAGAAACGAUUGCCGAAACACAAUCAGCGGCCUACCUUCCGCUCCCAAAAGUUGGAGAACGUAUCUGUCGCUCUCAAGUUUUUAGAGGACGAGGGCAUUAGGAUCGUCAAUAUUGAUUCUUCGGACAUCGUAGACUGUAAACUGAAAUUGAUACUUGGCCUAAUAUGGACCCUAAUUCUGCACUAUUCGAUUUCAAUGCCCAUGUGGGAUGGUGAUGACGGUGAGGACAAGGGAGCGACUCCAAAACAAAGACUAAUGCACUGGAUCCAGUCGAAAGUACCAGAUAUACCGAUCACAAACUUCACGUCUGAUUGGAACGACGGUCGUGCUGUUGGCGCGCUCGUUGAUGCUGUAGCACCUGGUCUUUGUCCGGACUGGCAAGAUUGGAACCCUAACGAUGCAAUUCAAAACGCAUCAGAGGCUAUGGGCCUCGCUGAUGAUUGGCUCAAUAUUCCUCAGCUCAUUAAACCUGAAGAGAUGGUAAACCCGAACGUGGACGAGAUGUCAAUGAUGACAUAUCUGUCGCAAUAUCCCAAUGCGAAGUUAAAACCAGGUGCGCCUCUGCGCUUACGCACAAAUCCGAACAGCAUCCCGCCGCCGCGAGUACGCGCUUACGGUCCCGGUAUAGAACCAACCGGUCCGAUUGUAGAUGCGCCAGCUAACUUCACUGUGGAAACCUUUUCUGCCGGCAAGGGUAACGUCGACGUCAUUAUUGACGGUCCUAAAGGAAACAAGCUACCGGUCGAUGUUAGAUUCAACAAGGACAGAAACCUUACAUAUUCUGUGUCGUACACUCCAAAGAUGGAAGGUCCGCACAAAAUAAAAGUGCUCUUCGCCGGCAGAGAGAUACCAAAAAGCCCAUACAUCGUUAAUGUUGAAGGACAUGCUGGUGAUGCGAGCAAAGUUACCGCAAGCGGGCCAGGUUUGCAAUCGGAAGGAGUUGUGGUGAAUAGACCUACCUUCUUUGAUAUCUUUACAAAAGAUGCAGGCCGCGGUGUACCGGAAGUUAUCAUCUUGGAUCCGCAAGGUAACAAACAUUCAGUGCCUGCGAAAGUGCGCCAGACGUCGCCAGACGUUUGGAGAUGUGAGUACGUGUCGCCGACGACCGGUCUGCAUUCUGUCAAUAUUUUCUUUGCUGGCAAGCCUAUACCCGGAAGCCCCAUUGGCGUCAAUAUCGCACCGAUUUCCGACGCAAAGAGAUGCAGAGCGUACGGACGAGGAUUACUGCCUACUGGUGUCCGUGUCCAGGACAUCGCCGACUUCAUUGUUCUGACUAAAGACGCAGGUGAAGGUGUGCCCGACAUUCGCGUAAUUGGUCCAGGAGGCGUCAAUCGACCGGUGCAAAUGUCCAAAACGGACGCUGCAACUUACAAAUGUCACUACACGCCGGUAAAAGAAGGACGUCACGUGGUGAUGAUCACAUAUGGCGGCAAGGAAAUUCCCAAGUCGCCUUUUGAAGUUAAUGUUGGUCCUUACAAGGAAUCUAACAUCAGGGCUUUCGGACCAGGCCUGUACGGUGGUGUCGUUGGCCACCCUGCAAAAUUCACAGUGGAUACGAACGGUGAGACCGGCGCCCUUGGUUUCUCUAUUGAGGGUCCAUCCAAAGCAAAGAUUGAGUGCAAUGACAAUGGCGACGGAACUGCCGACGUUUCUUAUCUACCCACCGCACCGGGUCAGUACGCGGUCCAUAUCCUCUGCGAUAACGAGGACAUCCCCAAAUCGCCUUAUAUCGCGACUAUCUCAUCAAAGGUCGAUUUCGAUCCCGAAAAGGUUGAAGUUCAUGGGCCAGGAAUUCAGUCAGAGGGUGUUGCCAAAGAUAAACCAACAUAUUUCACGAUAGAUACGAGAAAAGCUGGUCAGGCGGCUUUAGAAGUUACUAUUCAGGACGCUCUUGGACGAGAAGUUCCGUUUAAGCUGGAUGACAAGCGAGACGGAACUAUUCAAACGCAUUACACACCUAUAUCUAGUUCCCAGCAUAUUGUAAUGGUAAAUUACGGCGGAGUGGCCACAAAAAAAUCUCCGUACAGAGUUAAAAUAGUUGCGCCCUUAAAUCCUGCUAUGGUUUCCGCCUUUGGUCCUGGUCUUGAGAAAGGCGUUAAAUCAAACGUUCCUACACAUUUCAACGUCGAUUGUCGAGAAGCUGGUCCUGGUAACUUAGACGUUAGUUUGCUGAAUCCCGAAGGCCGAGAACUCCCAAUUUCUCUGACAGAUAACGAAGACGGCACUUACACCGUUGACUAUAUGCCACCUCAGCCAGGAAACUAUAUGGUUAAUCUCCUUUAUGGCGGCUUAAAAGUUCCUCAAUGUCCUAUUAAGGUCAAUGUUCAACCUCACGUGGAUGUGUCUAAAGUUAAAGUGGACGGCUUGGAACCAACGGCUCCGGUAAACAGCCUGCAGCAGUUCCGCGUGAUAACGCAGGAAGCGGGCAGAGCGGCGGACUUCCAGGUGGCGAUCACCGCACCGUCUGGCAAUCGCGUCAAAGCGCACGUGGUGCCGACUCACGAGGGUUACCUGGUCAACUUUACACCCACUGAGCUGGGCGAGUAUCUGCUGGGCAUUAGUUUUGGUGGCGAGCCGAUCUCAAACCAGCCCUACCGACUCACCUGCGUCCAUGGCUCCGAUCCAGGCAAAGUACGGGCUUCCGGUCCCGGUCUCUCCCACGGUGUGGUAAACAAACCGGCCGAGUUCGUGAUCGAUACACGCGGCGCCGGCCAGGGUGGCCUUGGCGUCACCGUCGAGGGUCCUUGCGAGGCUGCCAUUAAUUGCAGAGAUAACGGUGACGGUACGUGUUCCGUCGCGUACUUGCCCACCGAGGCCGGCGAUUACGGCAUCAACAUCACCUUCAAUGAGCAGCACGUACCGGGCUCGCCCUUUCAAGCCAUUGUUGUCCCGGAUGCGGAUCUUUCCAAGAUCAAAGUCAGCGGCAACGGCAUACAGUCACACGGUUUAUAUGUGAACAAGCAAGCAACGUUCACGGUCGAUGCACGAGACGUCACCAAGUCAAAGACCGAUGAUGGAAAAAUGUCGUGUACAAUAAACAAUCCCAGUGGCGGAAAGACUGAGAAGCUCAUCGUCCCUCAGGGCGAUGGUACUUACCGUAUCAGCUACACGCCUUUUGAAGAAGGCUGUCACACUAUUGAUAUUCUUUACGACAAUGUACCCAUCCCAGGUUCGCCAUUCUCGGUAAACGUUCAACGCGGCUCUGAUCCUAGCAAAUGUCGGGCAUAUGGUCCGGGAUUAGAAAAAGGCAUCGUGAACAAGACAAAUCGUUUUACUGUGGAAACUAGAGAGGCCGGCAAUGGCGGCUUAGGCUUAUCGAUUACGGGUGACGGAGAAGUUAAAGCGGAAGCCAAGGACAAUUAUGACGGUUCCUGUACCGUCGAAUAUGUUCCCACAGAACCCGGUGACUACGAGAUAGGCAUCAAGUUUGCCGAACAAGAUAUACCCGGCUCGCCAUUUAAGAUCGAAGUUAUAUCAGACUCGGAAGCGAAAAAUGUGAUUGCCUAUGGACCGGGUUUGCAAUCGGAGAUGGUGCGCGAAAAUAUAUCUGCCAAAUUUACAGUUGAUACGUCCAAGUGCGCUAAAGCAGCACAACUGGAUGUUAGAUUAUCGACUGACAGGGGUCAGGCGCAAAAGCCGCAGAUCAAGAGCAAAGGUGACGGCUUGUACGAGGUGACAUAUCAACCACCACCUGCCGGAAGCAACGUACAUAUCGGCGUUACUUAUGACGGUGAGGACAUUAACGACAGUCCGUACAAGAUAAAAGUCUUGCCCACUGUCGAACCUAAUAAGGUAACUUUGUCUGGUCCUGGCGUAUCGCCUGUCUGCACCGCUUCCUUCCCCACUGACUUUGUUGUGGACACCUCCAACGCGGGAUAUGGCGACCUCGAGGUCCAAGUUGUGGGACCGGACCAAGUGCCGCGUAGGGUAGAGAUACAAGAUCUCGGCGAUGGCAAGUAUAAAGCUACUUAUCUGCCGGACGAUUGCGGUCGUUACAAAGUCAACGUAAAAUACGGCGGCAAGGAAGUGCCAAAUAGUCCGGUAAAUGUGCAAAGCGUUUCCACCGGCAAGGCGGACCAAUGUAAGAUCAAAGAAGGGAUUCAGCACACUUUGGCCCAGGGCGAAGAGUACUGUAUUACUGUGGACACCGAAAAUGCAGGCCGCGGUGCAGUGACCUGCCGCAUUCGCUCUACUUCUGGAAGUGAAGUCGUUGACAUUGACAUAGAAGACAACGGCGAUGGCACGGUCAACAUAUAUUAUACUGUCGCUGAUGCAGGAGAUUAUACUCUGAAUAUCAAAUUUGGCGGUCAACCGGUGCCUGAUGGAUUUUACACCUUCACGGCAUCUGAAGAGUAUCGGGAACAUAGCACGCACAAAACACAACGAGCUCGUAAAUCGCGGCAGAAACAAAAUCAACACGUCGUUGAACAGCGCACUACAACUCUACAAGAAAGCUCUACAGUCACCACAAAACGCAGUAGUCAACAGGAUUUAUCGAAGAAGAAUUUCAACGUUAUUCGAUUGAAUUCCAUCCCGUUACCUGUCGCUAGUGGUGGCACAGUUACCUCUGAAGUAAAGAUGCCCAGCGGAAACGUGGACAAGCCAGUAAUCGAAGACAAUCACGAUGGCACGGUAUCCAUCAAGUACGAACCGAGAGAAGAGGGUCUUCACGAACUGAUUGUGAAAUUCAACGGCGAACACGUGCAAGGUUCUCCUUUCAAAUUCCAUGUUGAUUCUUUGGCGAGCGGAUAUGUAACGGCGUACGGACCGGGCUUGGUGUAUGGAGUUUGUGGUGAACCCGGUAACUUCACCAUCUCGACGAAAGGAGCCGGCGCGGGUGGUCUCUCUUUGGCUGUUGAAGGUCCUAGCAAGGCUGAAAUAAGCUGUCAUGACAAUAAAGAUGGCACGGUUUCGGUGUCGUAUCUGCCUACUGCACCCGGAGAAUACAAGAUUACUGUUAAAUUCGGCGAUAAGCACAUCAAGGGUAGUCCUUUUGUCGCCAAAAUUACGGGCGAAGGUCGCAAAAGAAAUCAGAUCUCCGUGGGUUCCUCAAGUGAGGUACAGUUGCCGGGUAAGGUGUCCGAUGCCGACAUCAAGUCUUUGAACGCAUCUAUCACGGCACCUAGUGGCUUGGAAGAACCGUGUUUCCUAAAGAAAAUGCCGAGUGGCAACAUGUGUGUUUCGUUCACCCCGCGCGAAGAAGGCGAGCACACGGUGAGCGUUAAGAGGAUGGGUAAACAUAUACCCAAUUCUCCUUUUAAGAUCGACGUAAAGGACCGCGAGGUCGGUGACGCGAAGAAGGUUAAAGUCUCUGGUCCUGGCCUAAAGGAAGGCAAAACUCACGUAGAAAACAAUUUCUCGAUCGACACGAGAAACGCUGGCUUCGGUGGUCUCUCUCUAUCAAUGGAAGGCCCGAGCAAGGCCGAAAUUCAAUGCAAGGAUAACGAAGACGGUACUUUGAAUAUCUCUUAUAAGCCCACCGAGCCCGGUUACUACAUCAUGAAUCUCAAGUUCGCGGACCAUCAUGUCGAAGGCUCUCCUUUUACCGUUAAAGUCAGCGGCGAAGGUAGCAAUCGGCAGAGGGAAAAGAUCCAGAGACAACGGGAAGCCGUGCCGAUCACUGAAGUCGGCAGUCAGUGCAAGCUUACCUUUAAAAUGCCCGCAAUCACGUCCUUCGACCUUGCUGCCACCGUUACAUCGCCUGGUGGCGUCACCGAGGACGCCGAGAUCAAGGAGGCUGAGGACGGUAUCUACGCAGUGGCGUUCGUGCCUAAGGAACUCGGCGUGCAUACCGUGUCUGUACGAUACAAAUCUAUGCACAUCCCCGGCUCGCCCUUCCAAUUUACGGUAGGUCCGCUCAGGGAUGGCGGCGCUCACAGAGUUCACGCAGGUGGACCUGGUUUAGAGAGAGGAGAGCAAGGUGAACCUUGCGAGUUCAAUAUCUGGACAAGGGAAGCGGGCGCGGGCACUCUCGCUGUCUCCGUCGAAGGACCUAGCAAGGCGCAGAUAGACUUCAAGGAUCGCAAAGAUGGCAGCUGUUAUGUUAGUUAUGUCGCUAGCGAACCUGGCGAGUAUAGAGUGGGAAUCAAGUUCAACGAUCAACAUAUUCCCGAUUCGCCGCACAAGGUUUACAUCUCGCCGGCGAUGGGCGACGCGCACAAGCUCGAAGUCGCACAGUUCCCUGAAAACGAAGUGCAGCCUGACAAGCCGUCCACCUUUUUGGUGCGCAAGAACGGCGCCAAGGGUGAUCUGUUCGCGAAGAUUGUGUCACCGAGCGGCGUUCAGGACGACUGCUUCAUCCAGAGCAUUGACGCGGACACGUACUCGGUGAGAUUCAUGCCGACGGAAAACGGUGUUCAUCAGAUUCACAUAAAAUUCAACGGAGUACACAUCACAGGCAGUCCGUAUCGCAUCAAGGUCGGUAAGGUGGACGCCGAUCCGGCGGCGUUACACGCUUACGGCAACGGUCUGAAGGAGAUCAAAACUGGCCAGAAGACCGACUUUAUCAUCGAUACCUGUAACGCAGGCAGCGGUGCAUUGGGCGUCACUGUUGAUGGGCCCAGCAAGGUCGCUAUGGACUGCACCGAGGUUGAGGAAGGUUACAAGGUCAGAUAUACGCCCUUGGUACCUGGUGAUUAUUACAUCAGCAUCAAGUACAACGGCUAUCACAUCGUGGGCUCGCCGUAUAAAGUUCCUUGCACAGGUGCUGACUUGGCGGAGAGAGGCGCGCAAGAGACAAGCUCAAUUGUUGUCGAAACAGUGCAGAAAAUAUCGAAAGCUAAACAGACUGGACCAGUAUUGCCAUUAUUCAAAUCUGACGCGAGCAAAGUGUCAAGCAAAGGCAUGGGUCUUAAGAAAGCGUACUUAGGAAAGCAAAAUCAAUUUACUGUAAACGCCGGAGACGCCGGUAACAACAUUCUCUACGUGGGUGUUUAUGGACCCAAAGGACCAUGCGAGGAAGUCUUCGUGAAGCAUACAGGUCGCAACAACUACAACGUGAGUUACCUGGUGCGCGAACGAGGCGAGUACAUCGUCAUUGUCAAAUGGGGUGACGAUCACAUCCCUGGAUCGCCCUAUAAAGUCGAAGUUUAGAUUUCCAGCAUCCAAAUCAAACGCGGCGUGCAUUUGCAGCCGCAAACCUGAGCUACAUAUUUUGAUUUUUUAUGUAAACUAGACGGUCAUAGGAUUACUUGUAUAACUUCGCCAAAUCAGAAACGAAUUAAGUGCCAAUCCAAACUUUGUGUAUACUCGUAUGUGAUUCAGUAUCAAUAAUUGGCGAAACAAAAUCUGUACCUAUGAACGAUCUGAUUUACAUCGAAACAACGGUAGCAUUGCUCGAUGUUUAAAAUAGUAGACUUAACUUAAGAGACAAUUGUCGACGCUGACGAUAAAAUCGCGAUAUGACUUCUUGCCAACAUAUAUAUAGUUAGUUUACUCAUUUUUCCAAAAUUCUGGGGACAAUUUUUGACAAUAUAGAAUUAUUAAUUUUCUUGUCUGAGACAGUAGAGAGCCCGCGAAUAAACGUCACGAGAAUUUAAAUAACGAUAAAAAGAAAUACGUAGGUCAAUUAUUCGUUCGUUCAAAAUCACCAAUUGUGCCUUUUGAGUCGACACAAAUAUACUUAAAAAGAGAGACAUUUAAGUAUAUUUAAAGAGACAUAUUACACAAAGACACAUUGUAAAGAGAUGCAUGUUAUUCAGAUCCUGAUUACAUUACGUUAUAUAUGUUAUUAUCGGUUAUUAUAGAUUAUAUUAAAAAUA